UUUUUUUUCAAACGAACUUGAUUCUUUCAAAGCUUUACUUUUGAUGGAUACUGAUCAAACCAGCCAGGCUGUGCUGUUGAUGACAUAUCACUAAAAAUAUAUACAUAAUCAAAUCAAGUAAUCUCCUCAAAUCUUCAAACUGACUGACAGAUGUGCUAAAAUAUUGAUAAAGCGGUAGAAGAUGAGUGAGUGAGUGAAGAGUGAGUGGUACUGUAGUAACAUCAUAGUCAUAAUCAUAAUUUCAAGCCAUUUACUUGCGUCGCCUUAAAUGUGCAAAGGUCUUAUUCAAGCCUCAAAAGGAAAUAAGGCAUAGUUUAAAUAACACUCCUAUUAAAAGAACAGAAGACCAAGAAGGACACCAGGAGAGUGGUGGAUACUCGUGUAUUCAGACAACCCCCCCUCACAAUGUUCUUCAAUUUCCGUCGUAUCCAUAAGAUCCAGUGUGUGAAGCUGCUAACUACAUGCCUGGUGCUAUGCAUGGUGAUGGUGUGCUGGGAGGAUCUGGAUCACCAUGUGGUUAGUCACGUGAGAUCCUAUACAUAUCGCUACCUAGUCAACAGCUACGGAUUUCUCAAUUCAUCCUUCUCCAUCACCUCUAAACAUCACAAAGGAAAGAAUGGUGGUGGUGGAAGGAGUUAUGAGUACCUCAUUAAUCAUCCGAGUAAAUGUGGAGGUGAUGGAGAUGGAAAAAGCCAAGACAACGUCCUUCUCCUUCUGUUUGUGAAAUCUUCGCCGGAGAACUUUGAGCAGCGUCAGGCCAUCAGGGAGACGUGGGGGAACGAGAGCUUUUUCUGGUCAGAACUGAAGGCGAACGUGAAGGUGCUGUUUGCCCUCGGGAUGCACCCAGACCUAACAUGGCGAUCCCGGGUACACACUGCACUGCUGCAGGAGGACCAGGCCUAUGGAGACCUCAUCCAGCAGGACUUUGAGGACACUUUCCACAACCUGACAACCAAACUGAUCCUGCAGUUCCACUGGUGCCACGAGUACUGUCCACAGGCACGUUUCCUCAUGUCUGCCGAUGACGACAUCUUUGUCCACAUGCCCAAUUUGGUUAAGUGGUUAAGAAGCCAAUCGGGGGCUAAAGAUCUGUGGGUGGGACAUGUACACAGAGGUUCUCCUCCAAAUCGCCGCAAGAGCAGCAAGUAUUACGUUCCCUAUGACCUGUACCCAUGGCCGUCCUACCCUGACUACACGGCAGGAGCAGGGUACGUGGUUUCAGGGGACGUGGUUGCUAAGAUCUACCAUGCCACUCUGUUGCUGAAGUCCUCCAUCUACAUUGAUGACGUCUUCAUGGGGAUUUGUGCCAAGGCCAUGAGGGUGUCUCCCCAGGAGCAUGUGCACUUUUCCGGGGAGGGCAAGGCUCCAUACCACCCCUGCAUCUAUGAUCGCAUGAUCACAUCACACGGUCACACCGAUAUGCACUCUCUGUGGCGAACAGCAACAAAUGAGGCAGUGUAUAGCAAGUACAGAGGGUUUACGGGAAGUGUUUACUGCACAGCAGUGAGAAUGAUGCUGCUGUGCCUGCCAUAUUACCACAGCACAUACCCCUGCAUGGCUGCUUUUACAUAAAUGUUCAGCAGAUGGGGGGAACAGUUUGAAUUAGUUUUAUUUGCACACACACCAGUUAAUAAUAGUGAAGAUGACCUCUGCAUUUAACCCAUCCUUUUUUACACACCAAUCGUGAAAACACAAACUGAGUGCAGAAGCAGUGGGCAGCACUGUGUUUUGGGCACCUAGCUCAGGGUUACCCCAGCCCUUCGAACCAGUGACUUCCCAGUAACAAGCCCUGUCCCCCUCCACUCAGCCAUGGGCUGCCAUGACUGAAAUGUCGGACACAAGCUCAUGAUGGGAGCUCGCACAUGUUCUUUCAUUUCUCCGUUCGCUGACUGUGAUAUGUGUUUGCUGGGUUUUAUUUAAGAUCAAAGCACUGGUUCCUCAGUGAUUAGAUGGUUCGUGUUUCACUGUGUUUACAAGGAGAAUGGAAGUAGAACCCACCGCAGGUGUUUUUACAGUGGGCACUGACGACACCUCCACAGCCAUUCACACUGUUACUCACCUGACCACCUCUGAACAGGUUUAACCACAUAUUACCUUGAAACUUGCUAUUUAAUACUAUCAAUGAGGAAAAGAGUUCAGGGGUCAUUUAUUAUUGCUCAAAUGUAAAUACAGUUCUGGUAAAUGAUGUAUGAUUGCUGUUGCAUUUUAAAGUGUAAAGUUGUGAGUGUUUGUUAGAUUACAAUGUACGAAUAUCGUGGUUUUACAUCUUUGUAAGACGAGCAGCUUUUGCAUCCAAAUAUCUUUGCAUUUUAGAUGGAUGGUCAAACAAAACAAGACUUUUAGCAGACGUCACCAUAGACCACGAGAAUCUGGGCAAAUGUUUUUCACCACUUCUGGGUAAUUACAGACAAAAACUUAAGAAUAACACAGCCAGAUGUAAGGACAGUCUACAAAAGCUUCACCUGUAAUACCAGGUCCACAAAAUGUUUAUAAAAGGUCAUAUGACAUUCAACGGUUUUUUUUUCUUUCUUCUGGUUACUUUUAAAAUUGAUUGUAAAUAGUUCAGAGUUCUUUGAAGCUUAAUUGCAAAAACCGGAAAUAAAAAUGUGUGAAUUAA
Messenger RNA from Solea solea (common sole), 2617 nucleotides. It is a transcript of the gene b3gnt5a, whose product is annotated as UDP-GlcNAc:betaGal beta-1,3-N-acetylglucosaminyltransferase 5a. The record is from RefSeq and is a predicted model, not a curated record. NCBI's taxonomy places the organism in Eukaryota, Metazoa, Chordata, Actinopteri, Pleuronectiformes, Soleidae. The coding region runs from base 406 to 1572 and encodes 388 amino acids. Gene Ontology annotation, cellular component: membrane. Gene Ontology annotation, biological process: brain development. The transcript has a single exon.